Messenger RNA from Rubroshorea leprosula, 1344 nucleotides. Lineage: Eukaryota; Viridiplantae; Streptophyta; Magnoliopsida; Malvales; Dipterocarpaceae. The record is from the annotation of a GenBank genome assembly.
GACAUUCUCGAAAAUGGAUGUAAUAGGCGUACUAGCUCAACUGCUUUUGUCAGUACUAGUGGUAUGGCUAUUAUAUCAUCAGAAGUUGAGGGACGAGUAUGCCCGUAAGGUUAUACAUCUAAUAUGUCAGCAACUAUCAAAUUUAAAUCAGAACCAAUUUGUGCAAAGUAAAGCAGUGGAAGCAGCCUUUGAGGCUAUCAAGAAUGACAACCCAGAUAUUGUAAUAGAAAUUACAAAAGCCAAUGAAAAUAUAUUAUGGAGCAGUACAGAUCCUGAAGAAUCAACAAGCUUGUUUGCGUGUGCUGUAACAAAUCGUCAAGAGAAAGUGGCACAAUUUCUUCAUGAACUAGGUGCAAGCACGGAUAGAAAUAUAAUUAAUAUCAUCGAUGAAGAUGGAAACAAUGCGUUACAUAUAGCAGCGAAGUUAGCUCCUCAUUCUAAGUUAAGCCACAUUUCUGGUGCAGCUUUGCAGUUGCAAAGUGAACUGCGUUGGUUUAAGUCAGUGGAAGCCAUUGUUCCAUGGCCGUACAAAAAACAAAAAAAUAAAGCCGGAGAAACUCCAUUCCAAGUGUUCGACAGAGAACACAAGGAUUUAUUAAAGGAAGCUGAAGAAUGGAUGAAGAAAACGGCAGAAUCUUCUACAGUCGUAGGUGCACUCAUCGUAACUAUUAUGUUUGCCGCGGCUUUUACUGUUCCCGGUGGGAAUAAUCAAAGUACUGGCUUCCCCAUAUUUUUGAACUCAACGGACGAAUCUUCUACACUGGUACCUUUCACGGUAUUUAUGGUAUCAGAUGCAAUUUCUCUUUUUACUGCAUCUGGUUCAGUGUUGAUGUUUUUCGGGAUCCUCACUUCACGUUAUGCUUAUCAAGAUUUUCUAAUAUCCUUACCCCUUAAGUUGAUGAUUGGUGCGUGUUCACUCUUCAUCUCCAUUGCAACAAUGGCGGUGGCAUUUUGUGCUUCUCUUUGUAUUAUGUUAAAAGGUCGAUUGGUGGUCUUCAUUCCAAUAACUGUGCUUGCUGGCAUUGCUACUGUCAUUCUCUUUAUGUUGGUGCAGUUUCAACUUGUUUUUGAGAUUUAUUCUUCGACCUGUAGAUCACACAUCUUCGGUCCGUCCUUUGCAAUCAUACUAGGAAAAUAUGUCAGGUCGCGGUUAUUUAUAAGUAGACUGCUCAUAAGGCUGAGAGAUAAUUAGUUAAGGUUAUGUAUAUAUAUAUUUUUUAUUUUGCCAUAACUCAAGUGGUUUGGAGGAUUGUAAUAUUCUAUACAUGUUGUAGUUACAAAUGAAUAUCUGGUGGAUGCACAUUGUUUCCGUAUUUUAUAAUUCCGCCGUGUCAAAUUCUUCUU